Messenger RNA from Cyphellophora attinorum, 1599 nucleotides. RefSeq names its product Caffeine resistance protein 5. Lineage: Eukaryota; Fungi; Ascomycota; Eurotiomycetes; Chaetothyriales; Cyphellophoraceae. The coding region runs from base 1 to 1599 and encodes 532 amino acids. The record is from RefSeq and is a predicted model, not a curated record. Gene Ontology annotation, biological process: transmembrane transport. Gene Ontology annotation, molecular function: transmembrane transporter activity. The transcript is spliced from 2 exons.
AUGUCUGGCAAUCUGAACGAUCCCGUUAGGCGGACGAGGCGAGACAGUGCGAGCCUAUCGAGUCAGGCCUCCGGCGACGUCGAAGUACCUAUAAAGGAUCUGGACCACAAAGACAUAGACGCCGAUCGGGAACCUCCUUACAGUAGCGACGUCAGAUAUGAGUACCUCGAGUUCGAGACCGCUCUGCCAGCGUAUGCGACCACGCAUAUUCACGCCGAUGCUCCACAACCGCCAAAUCUCAGGAAUUACGAGUCGCCGUUCAGCUGGUCAAGCUCACGCAAGACUGUCGUUCUGAUUCUAUGCACGUUCGCCACGUUCUGUGCCGCCUACAGUGCUGGGACGUACUCCAUGGCAAAGGAGCCACUGAUGGCGAAAUGGGGCAUCGGCACAGUAGCAUUCAAUGUGGGAGUAACGACCUGGUGUCUGGGCUUUGGAAUUGCUCCCAUGUUCCUGGCACCGUUUUCGGAGAUCAAUGGACGGAAACCCGUCUUCAUCAUUUCCUGUGUUGUCUUCGUUGCUGCACAGAUUGGUUGUGCCCUAACCGACAGCUUCGCUGGCAUGCUGGUCGCACGUUUCUUCGUAGGUGGAUCUGCAUCGACAUUCUCGACCAUCAUAGGGGGUGUAUUGGCCGACAUCUAUCACAAAGAGGACCGUAAUACGCCCAUGGCUAUCUACUCGGGCGGCGCUCUCGCUGGUACAGGCAUGGGUCCAUUCCUGUCUGGCUUCAUCAUCGGUCGAGUCUCGUGGCGCUGGGUGUUCUACCAUCAAUUGUUUCUCGACGGUAUCCUCCUAGCCGCAAUGUUCUUCUUCUUGAAAGAAACUCGAGGGUCAGUCUUACUCUCGCGGCGCGCCAAGGCACUCAACACAUACUUCGAAGCACUCGAAAAGUCCGAACACUUCCCUCCACCCACAGAAAAGCCCACUUCCGACACCUACCAGCCCACCCACCUAAUCCGCUACCGCGUCCUCGCCGACGAGCAACGCUCCUCGAUCCAACGAAUGAUCUACCUCUCGACCACAACUCCGUUCAAGCUCCUCUCCACAGAACCAGUCGUCUUCUUCUUCUCGCUCUGGGCAGCCUUCGCCUGGGCCACCCUCUACCUCACGCUUCCCGCCAUUCCUCUCGUUUUCACCGCCCGCCAUAAUUUCGACGUCCAGGAGAACGGCUGCGUCUUCAUUUCCCUGACCGUCGGCGCCAUCGUUGGCGCCCUGCUGUCCAUCUACCAAGAAAAGGCCGCCCGCAAGUGGUGGCCGCACCUCCUCGAGCAACCCGAGGGCCGCCUGUACUUCGCCUGCCUAGAAAGCGCCCUCCUCCCAAUCGGCCUCUUCUGGUUCGGCGCCACCUCCUCAAGCCACAUCCACUGGAUCUCCCCCGUCAUUGCACUCGGCGUGGCGCAAGUUGGAAUCUUCAGCAUCUACCUCGCCGUCUUCAACUAUCUCGCGGAUAUGUUCAAUGGGUUGGGAUUUUUGGGAGCGAGUUGCUUGCUGGGCGGGGUGGGCGCGCUGUUGACGUUGGUGCCGUGGGUGUUGGUGUUUAAUGGGGAGAGGAUCAGGAGGAGGAGUAAGAUUGCAAGGGAGAUAAUGGAAGGGCCUGGAUGA